Myotis daubentonii (Daubenton's bat) is the source of this 3144-nucleotide messenger RNA. RefSeq names its product protein Daple-like. The transcript has 24 exons. Gene Ontology annotation, cellular component: centrosome; cytoplasm. NCBI's taxonomy places the organism in Eukaryota, Metazoa, Chordata, Mammalia, Chiroptera, Vespertilionidae. Gene Ontology annotation, molecular function: microtubule binding; dynein light intermediate chain binding. Gene Ontology annotation, biological process: cytoplasmic microtubule organization; cytoskeleton-dependent intracellular transport. The record is from RefSeq and is a predicted model, not a curated record.
AUGGACGGUGGACACAGCCUCAGGAUGGACGUUACUGUACGAGAGCUCAUGGAGCUCUUUCUGCAGAGCACGCUGGUGGCGGGGGUGACCCGCCACCAGGAGACCCUGUUUAACUUGCAGAGGUUGGAGGUCCCAGACAUGGCCCUGGAGGAGCUGGAGUUUCUCUCCAGCAACAUGACCUGUCGCCUCAGGAGGCUCUUAAUUGAGCAAGACAGUUACAGGGAGCUGGUCGUGACCAUGACCCAGGAGUGGAACACCAGCAGCCGCCCCAGCGAGGACACGCAGCCCCUGGCCGUGGAGCUGGCGGACACCAAGGCCACACUGCGCGGCGUCAGGCAGGAGCUGGAGGAGAAGACGAAGCAGCUGGCGGACGCCAGGCAUCAGUUGUACCAGCUGGUGCUGGAGCUGCAGGAGGCCCGGCGCAAUAACAUGGAGUUGGCAGCCAGCGCCCAGGCUGCCCGUGCCCCCCUCCCUGAGCUGGACUCCCUGAGGGAGAAGGCGAGGCACGUGGAGAGGCUGGAGAUGGAGGCGAUGGGCCUCAGGCAGAAGGAGAAAGACAUAGACUUCUAUGCAGCCCCAUGGAAGUGAGCCCAGCAGGACGAUUAUUUUUCCAUGGACACUGAGAGCCAUCUCCAGGACCAUUGGAUUUGGUAUUGGAUUGAUAAGCUAUUCGAGCGGGAGGAGGAGAAUGUGCAGCUGAAAUCUAGGCUGCACCACCUACAAUUGGCCCGGGACACAGACCAGAAAUGCCUUGAGGAGCUGCGGGAAGAGAUCAUGGCCCUCAAGACUGCACAAGGGCAGAGUGUGGAGGAGUCCGCCCACCUGCACUGGGAGCUGGAGCAGCUGUCCCAGUGCCAGGAGCGUCCAGGUGACAGCACGCUGAUGCCCAGGGGGGUCUUCGAUCUGUCGGGGGAGGAGUGGAAGCUCGGGAUGCAGGAGGUGUCCCCAGUGGUCACUCGCCUCCAUGAUAGUUGUACCCGGGGCAUGGUUUCCUCCGUUGAUUUCAUCAUCGGACAGAUGGCCUCCAGCUGCUUCCUGAAGCUGGACAAGGAGAAGCAGAGCCUCCAUGACACCGUCCAGGGGCUGCGCCACGCCUCCCUGGCCCUGCAGGAGAGCAGCCUCCAGCGCCAGGAGCUGGAGAAGGAGAACCAGCAGCUCAGAAAGCAGAUUGAAGACUGGCAAGUCCAGAUGGAAAGAGAAAAGCAGACCAGCCUGGAUCUGGCGACUCUCUGUGAGGAGCUGGUGGAGGAGAGAGAACAGCUGCUCCAUGACAUCGAGACCCUGAAGGCUGAGGAAGCCCAGGAGUUCAAGGAUCUUAAACAACUGGUGCGUUCACUGCGGGAUAGUUCACAGACCAGCAGCAAGGCCCGCAUGAAGGGCCAGAAGACUGAGAAAAAAGUGCUCCUCCAGACGGUGACGGACACCAAAAGGAAAGUGACCAUGAUGGAGUGGGAGCGGCGGCAGCUGUGCUGGGACCUGGAGCAGGUGAAGGAGCACGUGGUGCGGACACAGAAGCUGGAGCAGGAGCUGCAUCGCCUGCAGGAGGAGAUCGAGAAGCUGGCCAUGGAGGUCAGCGCCCUGAUGACAGCCCCCGAGAGGGUCCACGCCCUCGAGCGGGAGAGCCCGGACCUGUUGCUGGAGAACCAGAGGCUGCAGACGUCUCUGGACACCCUGCAGCCCGAGGACCCGGAGCAGGACAAGCAGCUGGACACCAGGGUGGAAAAUUCCACUCUGAGCUCCCAGAGCGCCUCGCUCACUGCGCUCACAGAGCAGAACACGCAGCUCCAGCACCAGCAGCUGGCGGCAGCCCACAAGGCCCUGCAGCAGGAACACGCAUGCCUGGGCGCGCUCCACGAGCACCUGACUAGGGAGCACAAGGCCCUUCUGGACAAGUACCGCCGCCAGAAGACACUGCUGAGUCGGACCCUGAAGCUGGAGAGCAAGGCUCUCAGUGACAGAUACAAGGACCAGCUCCAACAUAAGGUGGCGCUGGAGCAGCUGGGGACUCUCUUGACCACCGAGCGGGAGGCUCUGCAGCAGGAGCAGAGGACGAGCACCAUGGCCGCCGAGGAGAACCAGAGGCUGCAGAGAGAGCUGGACAGGGCCAAUUCCCUGCACCAGCAGCUGAAGGGGGAGCAGGAGGAGCUGCAGACCCACACUAAGAAGCUGCAGACCUCCCUGAACGACACCCAGCUGCAGGUAAACCACUGGCAGGCCCGGUACGAUGGGCUGAAGGGGGAGCAUCAGAGCACGGACAUCUCGCUGACCGAGCUGGACAACCGCUGCCAGCUGGUCUCCCGCCUCAAGGGCAACUUGGAGGGAGAAAACCGUCACCUGCAGAGCCAAAUCCAAAGGCUGAAAGAGCAGAACCAGAGGCUUCUCCAGGAGGACGUGGAGGACAAGGACCAGCACCAGGAGGAGCAGCAGCUGUACGUAGACAAAUUCAAUGCCUUACAGAGACAAAAUGAAAAACUGGAAGAAAAAAGCAUGGCUCAGCACAAGUUCCAUGAUCCAGCGCCAAAGAAGAAAAAGCACUGGAUUGGAGCCAAAGUCUUAGUCAAACUCAUCAAACUAAAGAAAGGGGGAUCCAGAGAACGACCAAAGUCAACCCCACAGAGGCCUCCCUGGCCGCUGGGGUCCUCAGACCAGGCCUCGCCCAGUACUUCUCAGCCUCUUCAAUCGCAGCGGGAACCCCUCGAGGCCACCCCAUGCUGCUCAAAGGUGACAGAAGAGCAAGACACCUGCAGGGGGCCCAGGGGAAAAGGCCCUGGGGACCCAAUACCAAAGGGAGUGGCCCCACACAGAGGCAGCCUUGACCACACUCGAGGAGAUGCCUCUGCUGACCCAGCCACCAAGCCCCGGCCAUCAGAGCUGGGCUCCGGGGCCUGUUCAUCCUCAGCCAUCACUACAGCUCCUUCCAGCUCCACCUCCACCUCCCGGCACCCAGGCCGCACCCACGGGCACAAUUCAGAUGACAGCCCCUGUGAGCAGUCCCUGGAGCUCCAGUUCCCCACCACAGGCAGCACGGGGAGUGGGCGGUGCGUGGUGCCCUUCAGCCUGUGUUCUCAGACCUGUUUCCAUCAGCAGUGCUUUUCCUUCAAGCUAAGAGCCGCCCUGUUUGGCCUGUACCGGAGUUCUGCGUGA